AUGAGGCACGACUUCAACAAUGACGCGGUUGAAAUUGACUACUUGGAAGUCUUUGAAAUCUUGGAUGAGCGUCCUCUUGGCAACGGCAUGCUGCCGAAUUUGCUGACUAGUGCUCACGUCGCCAGGGGCACCGAAAACAUGGCCUGGGACGAACAGAUGUAUCAUAUCUCCGCCGAUGCCGUCGCCUCUAGCUUCCCCUCUUCCUCCUCCACCUCCCAUCAGGAUAUCCUCUAUAUGCGACAGUUUAUAAGCGCACAUCUUUUUUGCGGAUCCCGCGUACCCGGUCCUAUUGUCCCCAGCAGACCCUCCAGCCCCCUGGCUCUGGUCUUUCGCAGCGAUAACGAAGGCACGGGCCUGGGCUUCCAACUGAACUUUCGGUUCAUCCCCCAGCACCGACUGAGCCCCGCUUCACAUUCCAUGCCAGGUAGAAAAAUGCAAAUGCCCCCCGCCCCCCCCCUUAUCUCUAAAAUUAUCAAUCAUUUUUGGUAG
This is a messenger RNA of Dibothriocephalus latus, 489 nucleotides long. NCBI's taxonomy places the organism in Eukaryota, Metazoa, Platyhelminthes, Cestoda, Diphyllobothriidea, Diphyllobothriidae. The record is from the annotation of a GenBank genome assembly.